AUGGAUCUUAUCACUUUAAUAGAGUGGUGCACGAAGAAUAGUUCUGAACAUGCACUUGUGGAAGUGGUGAGAGAUAUAUGUGCAGAAGAUCCAAAUGAAAAAGGCAGACAUCACAUGAUCAACCUUUGCAUGGCUCGUUAUAAAGCCUUCCCUCAAGACAAAGAUAAGAUUGAAACCAUUUUAAACGAAUUUUUGAUACAACAUCAAGAUGUUUACGCUGGCAUGGAACAGUUGCUUGAAGCGGAUUUUUGGACGACUGUUACUAUAGUUGUUGAUAAUUCGUUAGAUAAAGCUGAGAUUGUGGGAAGAUAUCUAGCAAGAACAAGAAAGGAUUGGUCAGCAGUUCGUAGUUCAUUCAUUGUGAAAAUUUUGUCAUCUCUUUGUUGGAAAUCAUGCAGCAAAGAGGUUGGUGAAAUGCUUUUACGGCGUAUGACGGAAUUUGUACCUCACCUGAAAUCUGUAUCACAUCUCACUACUUUUGCUAAGAUUGGAGUGGAACAGGUGACAAGUUAUCAAAAUAAUGCAGCUGUUCUCUACGUGAUAUCUUUGUUGCAUCUGAUGCAAGCAACAUACAAUACUCGUUUUCCUUCUGAAGCGGAUAGCAUUAUUUCAAGUGGAUCGAACUUUACUGCCGUAGUGACUUCUGAGGAAGGUAUUGGUUAUUGGGGAGAAUUUUCUCCAGGACCAUUAAAGUCAAAGGAAUGUGAAAAAUCUCUUGGACAACGUGCAUCUCGUUUAUGUAUGCUGGAUUUACCUGUUCGAAUUUGUAGCGUUUCUUGCGGCACCGAACAUUUGCUUUGCUUAACUAUACAUGGGAAAGUCUAUGCGUUUGGUCGAAAUAGAUUUGGUCAGUGUGGUGUCGGUCAUACAAGUGAGAUUACAGUGGCAGCGGAAAUUGUCGAUAAUUAUGGGAGCGCCCGUGCAGUAUGUGCUGGACAUUAUCAUUCGGCACUAAUCAAUGAAGAAGGAUAUGCUUUCACUUGGGGUUGGUCGUUUUAUGGACAACUUGGAAUUAAUACACGCUCUUCAUUUACAGACGAACUGGUUCCGAGUUUGGUAAAAUCUUUGAAUGGGCGAGUUAUUUCAGUUGCUUGUGGAUAUGCACAUACAUUGUUUUUGAUGGAAUCAGGCGUUGUUUAUUCUUGUGGUAACGGGUCAUAUGGACAGCUGGGUGUCGGUGCUGAAAUAAAAAAGCGUUUCGAACCUGAGGCAGUUCCUGUGCCGAAUAAAGUUCUCAUGAUUGCUUCGAAAUAUUUCCACUGUUUAGCUGUAUCCGAAGGGCAGAAAAUUUAUUGCUGGGGUGCUAAUCCGCAAGCAUUGAAGAUGAAAAUGUUUGUUAAACGAAGAUUGCGCGUAGAAACAGAUAAAGGUACUUCGACGAAUAUGAAAAGAAAUAAUAAACUGGCAAUCAGUAACUCCCACUUAACAGUCACCGAGUUGGAACAUAUGGUGCAGGGAAGAAUAAUACACAUUGACGCAGGUUAUAGUCAUUCAGCUGUUAUAAACGAAUAUAAAAAUCUCUAUACAUGGGGUAAAAGUUUGGAUAUGCAACUGGGUCAUGGUAACAAGAAAGAGCAAGAAGAGCCACAUCAGCUGUUUGAACCAUCUGCUGCUUGGGAUUUCGUUUCGUGUGGUUACGAUUUUACGACUGCCACAACCUCUCAAGGCAUUAUUUACGUCUGGGGGAGAAAUUAUAAAGGUCAUUUGGGUGUUGAAUCAGGCGUUCCUUCAUCAGUUAGUCGUAAAAUUGUAUUCAAAACUGCUAAAGGUCCUUCGAAGACAAUUGAAGUGACCGGUGAUAGUCCUUGCAUACCACGACCAACAAAGUUUCCAGCUUUGAUUGCGUUUUCGCUCACAGAAUCAUGUUUUGACGAAGUGAGAAGACGUAGUUUUAUCGAUUUUGUCAAAAAAAUGGAUUCAAACGCGAUCUCAGAUAUUUCUUCUGAGCUUCUUAGGAAUCCAGUAUACUGUCUUCCUGCUAUAUACAUGCAUUUAUUGGCUGGUGAUCUCAUUCAUGCUACUGAAAUUCUUAUUCAUUUACCAUCCAAAGAAACAGAAGCAACAGCAGAUAAUAAAAAUGAGCAGGAAGGAAGCGGUUUUUUUGCGUUCAUUGAUAUUAUCUGGGAUUUGAUAUGCAAACACCCAAAUUUUACGAUUCAGUCCAAGGCUUUAUCGAAUUUGCUGAGCACUUUUCUUAUUAGUGAUCGUGUUAUUAAGAAUAAGAAAUUAAGCGCCUUGGCUCCACUACUUUUGAUUUCGAAACCAGAUGUACUUUGUUCGUUGAAUUCAUCUGAUUUCCUGAAAAUUUUGGAAAAUUGGCAAGCUGAUCCAUCUUUUCAUGGUCUACAAGUAUCUCAAAAUUCUAUCCAGAAUUACUCAGGAAGAGUGCGGUACUGGGCUUGCUGUGGUACCGUGGAAAAACACCCUGUGAUGGUUCGGAACAAUAUAAUUAAUGAUAAAAGAGGAGUUUGUCGAAGAUGUUUCGAAAAAUGGUCAUGCUCAGUGCGAGCAAAGUUCCUUAAGUACGAAAAUAAUAUCAGUAAUUAA
Brugia pahangi is the source of this 2547-nucleotide messenger RNA. The record is from the annotation of a GenBank genome assembly. Lineage: Eukaryota; Metazoa; Nematoda; Chromadorea; Rhabditida; Onchocercidae.